Chionomys nivalis (European snow vole) is the source of this 1516-nucleotide messenger RNA. It is a transcript of the gene Trim40, whose product is annotated as tripartite motif containing 40. The record is from RefSeq and is a predicted model, not a curated record. Gene Ontology annotation, molecular function: zinc ion binding. NCBI's taxonomy places the organism in Eukaryota, Metazoa, Chordata, Mammalia, Rodentia, Cricetidae. The transcript has 5 exons. The coding region runs from base 1 to 753 and encodes 250 amino acids.
AUGGUUCCUCUGUACAAGGACAACGAGGAGGACAUCUGUCCCAUCUGCCUGGAUCCUGUGAAGGAAGCUGCAAGGACAGACUGCGGCCACCUCUUCUGCCGAAUGUGCCUGAUCCAGUACAUGGAUAAGGCCUCAGUCUCUGGGGUCCUCAGCUGCCCAGUCUGCAGGAAGCCCUACUCUGAGGGGGUCCUCGGGGACGGUUAUAUCUGCUUCAGCCACCAGAAGAGGGUGUGCAUGUUCUGUGAGGCAAGCAGACAUCUCCUGUGUGUGGAAUGCCUCAAGUCCCCAGAACACCAGUCUCAUGCUGAGCUCUCCAUUGAAAAUGCCAUCAGCCACUACAAGGAAAGACUCACCCGCAGAAGCAGAAAGCUCAGAAAGGACCUGGGGGAACUUCAACGGCUUAAAGCUCAGGAAGAGGAGAUGCUACACGCUCCGCAGGUGGGUGUGGAUUGGGGGAGCUACAGGCCAGGAGAUGAGUUGCAGAGCCAAGAUCAAACCACGGAACAGCUGAAGGCCCUACCACAGCAUCGUCUGGACCACCAAGAGGACCAGCCAGCGGAGGCGGUCAGGAUCUUUCACUUCUCUGAAGCAGUAACACAGCUCAGCAUCCUGGUUUCUGGACUGGAAAGGAUGGCCAAGGAAUUGGAUGCCAGAACUCUGAAGGACGCCAGUGACUUACUGGACAGGAGUGCGCCCCAGAAAUUCGAAGGACUCCUCUCUCAUCUUCCUCCAGCUGGUCCAAACCUCAGUUAGUGCUCCUGGUGUGUUCUCUCCUGGUGCCUUAACCUCUGACGCUGGGACACAGUCUCCUUCCUAAGCCAGGCUUGAGCUGUGGCUCCUUGUGGCCAGGUAUUUCAGAUCUCCAUCACGUCCAGGGCCAUUUGCACAGUCUCCAUGUUACCUGUGAACUGCUGGUAGCACCUGCUGCCCGUGGUCUCGAGUGAGCAUCCAAGCAUCCGGAUGGCACGGGUCAUCAGAGUGAGGGCCCCUCAACAUACGGAGGUUGACAGGUUUAUUGGAGUGAUAUUUCUUCUGACUGGAUAGAACCUCCUGUCUGUACUGUCCGCAUUGUUUGCUCAUUACGACUGCUGCAAACAGUCGCAAGGGUGAUGUCUACAGUCCUCACCCUCAUGGUCCUGUACAUGUGUAACUUUGUCCCGCGUGUGAGUGGCUUCUGUGACUUGCUUCUCAUCAAAAGGAUACAGCAGAGGUGACGAAGGUACUGAAGUGACCAUAUCUCCUUCCCCUGGACUCUUGCCAAUUGAUGCAUUCUAGAGACUCUUCUUGCUAAAGUUAGUGGUGCUGAGGGGAAAGACAUGUGGGCAGCUCCUAGGUUCCUAGAACAGCCUACCUGGUCCAGCUGACAGGAAUCAGGGGGCCUGGGUCUUACAGUCACAAGAGAAUGAAUUCUUCUAACACUGUAAGCAAAGCUGGAAGUAAAUUCUUCUUCUGGGAACUGGUAGCGCCCCAACUUCUUACCUGCUGUAGUUUCCAGAAGGCCUGAAAAAUGGUAGAA